AAAUUUAGUCGGUUUCAGUGCAUUGAUUUGAUAAGAAUUUUUAUUUUUUCUUCUUACUCAGAAUCUUCACGUUCUGGUUAGCAAUGAAAUUGCUUGAGAUAUUCUUAAUCGGAGCAUUUAUGUUGGAUGUUAGUCUCGCUCGACCAUCAAACUUCAAUAAACUGUCAAACUCUCAAAACGAUAUGCAAAUCUCUGAAAGACAAAUGAAUGACAAUUUAAAUCCGCAAUCGAAUCAAUUGAUAAAUCAAGACGAAAAUGAUUUAGUUUCACAUAAUUCGAAUGUUCAGGCAAUGACGGAACUAAGUAGUGGAAGCGAUUUUAAUGAUCAGUUGGGAAUUCAACAAAUUAAACAAAGAAGACGAACAACUUCUAACACACCAUCUGGAGUGCAACAAUUUAGUGGCGAUAAUCUUAAUCAACAAUCAAACAUUCAGAAAAUCGAUGCAAAUGCCCGAAGAACGAAUUCAAAUCCUCAGCCAAUGGUUCAACAAUAUGUCGGAAGAAACUCUGAUCGACAAUCUGAUCAACAGAUCAAUCAAAGACGACAGUUUGGUGUUAAUAAUUCAAAUAUGCAAAUGGAUUCUCAAAAUUUGAAUUCGCAAGACCAGGCAGGAAGUCAACAGGCAAACAAACGAAGAUAUUACGGGAAUCUUGCGACAGGACUUCAGCAAUCCGGAAAUGGCAACAAAAUUAAUCAAAACUCUGUAAAUAUGCAAUGCUACCCCGAUAAGAAUGGACGCCGUUCGUCGUCUUCUGAAUCGGAUGAAUGGGGCUGGUUGAGCCUUUUCUUUGAUGAAUAUCAAUUGAUUUGUAACUAGUUAAAUUCAUAAAACCCAAUUAAAUUAUUAGUUGAUAGUAAUCAACAAGAAAUUUUCAAUUAAAAAUUCUUUACAAAGCCAUUCAAUAAAAAAGUAAUCAGCAAUUUAAAAAUGUCCACAAAAAAAGAUAAUUACAAGAAACUUUUGGGUCACAAAUGCAAACUCGAAACUCGCAAUUUAAUUCAAUAAACAUUUUUGAAUUCCACAACACAACAACAGCCCGUAACCUUUUAACCAAGUUCAAUACCAACAAUUAUUUAAGCAACCACAACAAUAUCAUUUAAGCAACAGAAGGCUUUACAACUUGAAUAUGAGUUACAGUUGGAAAAUCCUUUCGGAAAAUUUAUGUGGAUAUGUGUUUAAAAACUGAUUAAUUGAUCUUUGGAAAUCUUUUUAUAACAUCUCAAUUUCAAGUUCCACUCUCUCAUUUUCUCAAAAUAUGAAACCAAAACAUUGAAGCUAAUUAAUUAAAGUUAAUUAAUGUUUGUUUUUGGCCAAUAAAUGUAAUAAAUGCAAUAUGUGUGUGAGUACG
Clunio marinus is the source of this 1350-nucleotide messenger RNA. The record is from the annotation of a GenBank genome assembly. Lineage: Eukaryota; Metazoa; Arthropoda; Insecta; Diptera; Chironomidae.